UGAAUUCAUACACACCUAUUCAAACGCCAAGCCCUCCUCACUCUUCAAAACCCUCCAUGCUGACUCCACCUCCUUCGCUAUUCCAUGGCCCAAAUCCCUAAACCCACCCGUAAAACCUCAUGUUUUCCCACCUUUUCCCGAUUUUGCGGGAAAUUCCCCAUCAAAAAGUCCUGCGAGGAUCCCCGAUCCGAUAACCGGAAAGAGAGCCGUUUUGGUUUUUCUUGUUCGAGGUUCCGAGUCAAGAAAUCUGCCGCCAAAACUGUGCCGGUGGACGCUUCCGUGCCGGAAAAGGAGAACCGGGACGAUGAAAUUCGGCCGGAAAAGCCGGAAAAGCCGGAGAACCUCCGUUCGACGAGUCAAAAUUCGGGCGCCUGCCAUGGAACUCAGGUGGUGUUGGAGAAAACUGCCAAGACAAGGUACGGAACAGCUCAAAGCAUCACCCCCGAAAAUCGGAAACACUUAGAUCGUUUGGAUUCUUCUAAGGGCGCCACGUGUCACAAAAAGAGAAAACUAGAAUCCAAAAGGUCAAGACUCAGCCAACCCAGUUCGCCGGAAAACGUGUCGGCGACCACCUCUCCGGCAGCACCGAUGGCACGUUCAGAUUCAUUUCCAGCUCGAAGACGCCAAAAACAACCGGCUUUGCGGUUUGAAAAUUCUCCAAGAGAUGGAAAACUCGCCGGGAAAGCUGACUCCGUCAUUGCAAUGACGAUCAUAAUGGUGACAUUGGCAAUGAUGGUGAUCUGUGGAAGACUAUUCGCAAUUCUCUUUACUUCUGCAUGGUUCUAUUUCGUUCCUUAUCUGAGAUCGGGUUCGAAAUCGAACGAAAGCGUAAAUUCAGAUUUUGACGAUAGAAGUUCGAAUUCUGAAGAAGUCAAGAAGAAAGUGAUUUUCGAGGGAUUUCUUGAGAGAAACCACCGCACUCCGAUUGGAAUUUUGUUGUGAACAGGAAUGGCAGUCCCAUGUGCACGCUAGUGUGGUGUGUCUAUCUGCACUAGAUUGAGCCGGUGGUUGAGACUAGGCAUUCCCGUUUUGUGGACAAUGGCAUCCUGUGUAAAUUUGUUAUAAAAAUAUGUCUCUAUAUGUCAAAAAGGGGUCGUUGUUCUUGAACUUUAA
Vitis riparia (riverbank grape) is the source of this 1113-nucleotide messenger RNA. RefSeq lists its product as uncharacterized. The record is from RefSeq and is a predicted model, not a curated record. Lineage: Eukaryota; Viridiplantae; Streptophyta; Magnoliopsida; Vitales; Vitaceae. The transcript is spliced from 2 exons. Bases 85 to 942 code for a protein of 285 amino acids.